Molecule: messenger RNA, 1497 nt
Organism: Metarhizium brunneum ARSEF 3297
Lineage: Eukaryota; Fungi; Ascomycota; Sordariomycetes; Hypocreales; Clavicipitaceae
Source: RefSeq, a predicted model, not a curated record
AUGAAGAGCAGCACCUGCGGCAAUCUAUUGAGUACAUUCUACAUGACGCGCAGCCAGUGCAUUGAAGCCGCUCGACGCACACGCACGCAGAGAUGCCCUCAGUGCCGGACCAUGAAUACGUCGUGCGGAGAGACAUGGGAGCGCAUUACAACUGCAAUUCGACUUUCCGGAAAAAGGCACAGCAUGCCCGAGACAGUCUUGAGCUUUGCCACCAUGCUGGACCUUCUCAUACACCUCUACAGCCGCCCAGGAGACGCUUAUGCCGCCGUUGAUCGUCUGACGAUGCCCACGGACCGCUGUUUUGGUGACCUGCAGAGGCAGCUGCAAUCCUUUCUCAGGCUAGACGGGAGCAACACGGUGCAGCUUCUUCUCCACGGAGCCAUGGCCGACAUGGGCUACGAGCCCGACCGCCAGAAACAGUUGGACCCAACGGCCGUGGAGAUGUAUACUUCGUUGCUGACCGCGCUCAUCCAAAGCCGCAGCCAUGACGCGAGCCUGAAAACACCGCUCCUACGCAGCGCCGCCAGCCUCCGGAUCUCGGGCGAGGUCACGCUCGCCAUGGUCCUGUUUGCAAGCUGCUGGUUCUCCGAGUACGACCCGUCCUCCGUCCCCCCGGUGAUCAAGGUGUGGUGCGCGUGGCUGCCGUCGCGGCAGUCGGACGACCAGGAAGCCGGCGUGAACCCCGAGAAGCACAUGUACGUCGGCGCCGGGCCGCACGACGCGCGGGACGAGCUGCCGAGGCACAACGGCCGCGGCGUGGUCAACUUUGCGCUCCGGAGCAUGGUGCCCCGGGCCCGCCACGAGGGCGCCUGGGACGUGGCUGCUUUCCGCGACGUCAUGGCGUUCCGGAGCGGGAUGCUGGUGGCGGACUGCGUGUCGCGGGACAACCGUGACAUAGCGGCCUUUAUCCAAGUCGCCGGGCAGUUUCCGGCGCUGCUGGACCCUUCCGAGACAAGGGACGUAUGGUCCGGCCACCCGAUCGUCCAUCUCGGGCGCGCCGCCAUGUAUAUACGACAGAUCAAGCACCUCGUUGUCUGUUCGGGACGCCCGCGGGAGAUGGGCAUCGUGUUUGGCUUGCUGUAUGCGCUGUCGAGCCCCCGGCACAACAAGUACAUACGGGGGUUGGUGUCUCCGAGUCCGUCGCAGUCGGUGGUCUGCUGCCCUGCCCCCUUUUGCGGCGCCGAUGCGUUGCCAUGCGACUUGGACAGGCCCCUGCCCGUUGACGAGGGUGGCGCUUCGACAAAUCCGGUGCGGCUUCUGGUCGCGUCGAUAGUUCAGGAGGGGCUGGAUGCCGAGGCAUGGCAGGAAAACAUCAAUCGUCGCCUGCGGCUCUGCCAUGAGUGGUCUCGUGGGAUGCAUGGCCAUUUAGGACCGUAUGAUCCUGUCAGCGCCGCCAGGGCCGUGGCGCCGACAUGUAUACGGAUCCUCAUGCGCAUAGCCGAGCUCUGUGGUUGCGACAUGACGUCUGGCAUGGGAGGCCGUGCCGAGGGUUUGUAA